UGAGUUGCGGACAUUUUGAAAGCUUUUGGAGGAUUAAGUUAAUAUUAUAGUUCACCGUUAUUAUAAUUUUUCUUGACUUUUUUAUUAUAAUUUGUGGAUUAUAAUAUUAUUGUUUCCACAGUUUUAAAAUUAAGACGUUAGAGGACCAGUUUUCUUCUUUUUUUGAUUUUCUGGAUAUAAUUAAAUGCUAAUUAAGAAAGUACCAGCAAGAUGGAGACGACUUCCAAACUUGCGGUCAAUGUGCUUAGCAACUCAAUGUUUUUCCUAGAAAUGCAGAUUACUAAACCAGCUGGAUAACUGAUAAAUCCCCAUUAUCAAUCCUCAUUAUCAACAUUUCUUUUUAUCAAUUCAAGGUUCAUCACCUUUCUUUUCUUCAAAAUCCAUCCCCUUCUCUUGUACAGAUAGCCAUUCCGAUGAGGAAUAUACUAUUUUCAUGGCCUUUUUUAGUACCCAUAUGGUCGAUGUUACUUCCACUAGACAGUAACGUCGUCUUUGGACGAUGCCUUGAGGAUCAGCAGUCUCUGUUGCUGGAAUUGAAGAAUAAUCUUGUAUACGAUUCUUCCUUGUCCACGAAACUGGUGCAAUGGAAUGAAAGUGUCGAUUACUGUAAUUGGAAUGGUGUUAACUGCAGCGACGGCUGUGUUAUCGGUCUUGAUUUGAGCGAGGAAUCGAUUUUAGGUGGGAUUGAUAAUUCAAGCAGUCUUUUCAGUCUUCGGUUCUUACGGAAUUUGAACUUGGGUUUCAACAGGUUUAAUUCCCCGAUGCCUUCGGGAUUUAAGAGGCUUUCGAAUUUAAGGGUGCUGAAUAUGUCUAAUUCCGGAUUUAAUGGCCAGAUUCCUAUUGAGAUUUCAAACUUAACUGGGUUGGUCAGACUCGAUCUUACUAGCUCGCCUCUCUUUCAAUUUUUGGCACUGAAGCUUGAGAACCCAAAUUUGAUGACUUUUGUUCAGAAUUUGAGCAAUUUGAGAGUGCUAAUUUUGGAUGAUGUAGAUUUAUCAGCACAAGGAAGGGAAUGGUGCAAGGCCUUGUCAUCAUCUCCACUGCUUAAUCUAAGAGUGUUGAGUUUAUCGAGUUGUUCUCUUAAUGGACCUCUCGAUCCUUCCCUUGUGAAGCUUCCAUCUCUAUCAGUGAUUCGUCUAGAUAAUAACAUAUUUUCCUCACUAGUUCCUGAAGAGUUUGCAGAGUUCUUAAAUCUGACUUCGCUGCAGCUUAGCAUUACGAGAUUACGUGGAGUUUUUCCACAAAGCAUAUUCAAGGUGCCAAAUCUUCGUACUAUCGACCUAUUCAAUAAUGACCUGCUGCAAGGUUCGUUUCGAGAUUUUCAGUUUAACGGACCCCUUCAAACUCUAGUACUCCAAGGCACAAAUUUUUCAGGAACACUGCCAGAAUCUAUUGGAAAUCUUAAGAAUUUGUCCAGAUUAGACUUGGCGGAUUGCGACUUUGGCGGAUCAAUCCCAAAUUCUAUCCAAAACCUUACACAACUCACCUAUUUGGAUCUUUCGAGCAACAAAUUUGUUGGUCCAAUCCCAUCAUUUUCUCAAUUGAAGAAUCUUAUUGUCUUAAACCUGGCUCAUAAUCGGUUGAAUGGUUCCUUGCUUUCCACAAAAUGGGAAGAGCUUUGCAAUCUCGUUAAUCUUGAGUUGCGUAACAAUUCCAUCACUGGAAAUGUUCCUUUGUCUCUCUUCAAUCUUCAAUCAAUCCGGAAGAUUCAACUGAACUACAAUCUAUUAAAUGGUAGUUUGAAUGAGCUCUCGAACGUGUCCUCUUUGUUACUUGAUACCCUUGCUUUGAAGAGCAAUCGGUUAGAAGGGCCAUUCCCAAUGUCGUUUUUGGAACUUCAAGGUCUGAAGAUUCUCUCACUUUCAUUCAACAAUUUUACCGGAAGAUUGAAUCUAACCGUAUUCAAGCAGCUUAAGAAUAUUAAAAGACUUGAACUCUCAAGCAACAGCCUGUCCGUUGAAACAGAAAGCACCGACUCAGGUUCUGCCUUUCCACAAAUUGCCACAUUAAAGUUGGCUUCUUGCAAUUUAAAAACGUUCCCUGUCUUCUUGAAACAUCAAAAUGAACUUCAUUCUCUUGAUCUCUCCCGUAAUGAACUUCAAGGACAAGUACCUUUCUGGAUUUGGAAUCUUACCGAGCUCGUUGAGUUAAAUCUUUCUUGCAACUCUCUUGUUGGUUUCGAAGGUCCUCCAAAGAAUCUUUCUCCCAGUCUCUAUCUUCUUGACCUUCAUUCCAACAAAUUUGAAGGGCCACUACUUUCGUUAUUUCCUCCAUCUGCUACCUAUUUGGAUUUCUCCAGUAACAGUUUUUCUUCUGUUAUUCCUCCUGAAGUCGGUAAGUACCUUGGGACAACAGUCUUUUUUUCUCUAUCAAGAAAUCACAUUCAAGGUAGUAUCCCGGAAUCCAUAUGCAAGGCUCACAGUCUUCGGGUACUAGAUCUGUCUCAUAAUAACUUGAGUGGUAUGAUUCCCCAGUGUUUAACUGAGAUGAUUAAGACUCUAGCGAUACUAAAUCUGAAAGAAAAUACCUUCAAGGGCUCUAUUCCUAAUAUAUUUCCAAAUAUAUGCGGUCUUAGAACUCUCGAUAUCAGUGGAAACAACAUUGAAGGGCAGGUACCAAGUUCAUUAUCAAAUUGCAGAAAUUUGGAGGUUUUGAACCUUGGGAAUAAUCAGAUAUUCGAUAUGUUUCCAUGUACAUUAAAGAACAUAUCCACCUUGCGCAUCCUCGUUCUUCGCGCGAACCAAUUUCAUGGAAAUAUUGGAUGUCCAGUGAGUAAUGACAGCUGGCCUAGCUUGCAAAUUAUCGACCUAUCUCAAAACAACUUUAGUGGUGAUAUACCUGGAAAGGUCCUAAUGAAGUGGAAAGCAAUGGUGGAUGAGGAAGACUUUAGCAAGACAAGAGCUAAUCUCCUUCGUUUUAAUUUCUUCAAAUUCAGUUCCGUGAACUAUCAAGACACGGUAACUGUUACAAGUAAAGGUUUUGAGGUGGAACUGACAAAAAUCCUAACAGUCUUCACAUCCAUCGACUUCUCGUGCAAUCACUUCGAUGGCUAUAUACCUGCAGAAAUCGGAGAACUCAAGGCGCUUUAUCUUCUCAACUUGUCCCACAAUUCCCUGUCCGGUGAAAUUCCCUCAUCUAUAGGAAAUUUGAGUCAGCUGGGUUCUUUAGAUCUUUCAAGUAACAUGCUUACUGGCGAAAUCCCUCUACAGCUCGCGGACCUAUCGUUUCUAUCUGUAUUGAAUCUGUCCUACAAUCAAUUGGUUGGUAUGAUUCCCAUUGGCUCGCAAAUCCAAACAUUUUCUGCAGACUCCUUUAUUGGUAAUGAAAGAUUAUGUGGAGUCCCUUUGCCGAAGGAAUGUGGAAUUGCAAUUCAACCAUCAUCUUCAGAUACAAUGGAAUCUUCAGAAAACGAAUUUGAAUGGAAAUAUAUAAUAAUUACACUUGGAUUCAUAUCAGGAGCUAUCACGGGCGUAAUCGCUGGUGUUUGCGUCUGGGAGAAAAAAUCGAAAGCAUUGAUGAGAUGGGCUUCGGCUUUGGCUUUGGCUUUGGCUUUUCAUAAUAAUAAUAAUAAUAAUAAAAGAAGGGUUUAAUCUCAUUCGGAAUGGAAAAUAGGUGUUGGGAGGGACAUGGAAUUUUAAGUUUGUUUUAGAUUGGUUCAUAGCGAACGUAUGAACACGAACAGAUCAGAUGUGGAUUGGGAUUUAUAACACUCCAAGUUAAAAAUUGCUGAAAGGUAAAUAUUCUGAAUCGACUAA
This is a messenger RNA of Cucumis melo (muskmelon), 3755 nucleotides long. Its product is annotated as receptor-like protein 32. Bases 414 to 3590 code for a protein of 1058 amino acids. Gene Ontology annotation, molecular function: protein binding. Lineage: Eukaryota; Viridiplantae; Streptophyta; Magnoliopsida; Cucurbitales; Cucurbitaceae. The transcript has a single exon. The record is from RefSeq and is a predicted model, not a curated record.